AGGUGUAUAACAUGCCAUAUCGAUGAUGCUAAGCAGGCGUAUUUGCAAGGGAGGGACAAGGCUCUGCACAGUAAGUGCUCAGCGCUAUGCUGGGACGCAAAGCAGGUUCGACUCCCGGGAUCAUUACCAGCUGUUGGGCGUUGAAAGAAAGGCUACGAGUGAGGAAAUUAAGAAUGCUUUUUUCACAAUGUCAAAGAAGUUGCACCCUGACAGUGACCCAACAAAUCCUCUCCUGCACUCUCAAUUUGUACGCCUGAGUGAGGCCUACAAGAUACUUAGCAGGGACACGUCCCGCAGGGAAUAUGAUCGACUGUUGGAUGCUGUACAGAGGGACCGUUUGACCUAUGGGGCUCGGAGUUCUUAUUACAGUCAAACCUCAUCCAGUGCUGCCGCAGAUGAUAAUGCUCGCUACUGGUCCCAGUUCUCUGUUAGGAGAGAAGAGCCUACACAGCGCCGGCAAGGCCGCAAUGGGCGUUUUGUUUUGUACUGCGUUCUGAUAAUGGCUGGAAGUCUCACAAUGCAUUAUGUGGGCUUUAAAACUUUACGGGAAAUCCAUAAUGAAUUUAUGGAGAAGCAACACCAGCGAAUCCUAAAGAUAUAUAAUGAGGCCAAAGAAAGAGCCAGGGUGAAUGGGUUCAGGAAACAACAGGACAUACUUCGUCAGAAACAUGCAGAGUUCACAGAGAAGUACCAUCCGAAAACCCAGCAUGAAGAAUCCAAGAAAUAAGAUGUUGGAUACAAUAACAGUAUCUUCAUGGACCUGCAGGAAAUUCCAAUCUGUGAUUCACCUGCUCUUGCUGAUUGAACCCCACAGCAUCACAGGGGUUUGUAGUUCAUCAGCAACUGCAGAAACAAUGGUUGGAUUUCCUCUGCAACCAAUUUAGUUACAAGAGCUUUUCGCCAACGCUGCAGAGUGCAGCAGGUUGAAAGAUUAUCUUACCUCAAAUAUUUUUAUCUUUGGUUAUUCCCUUUUAAAUAAAACAAAAUACAUAGAUGUGUCUGUUAAUAACUUUA
Molecule: messenger RNA, 1014 nt
Organism: Xenopus laevis (African clawed frog)
Lineage: Eukaryota; Metazoa; Chordata; Amphibia; Anura; Pipidae
Gene: dnajc4.L
Product: DnaJ heat shock protein family (Hsp40) member C4 L homeolog
Source: RefSeq, marked provisional